CUCACUCCUCUCUCGUUCUUCUUCUUCUUCUUCUUCUUCUUCUGGUUCACAGAAGAAGGAAACCACACAGCUUCAUAUAAUUCAUAAAAUCUGAAGAUAAAAUGGAAGAAAUAUAUUCGUCGAGAAGCAUGAGCAGAUCAAAAUCAGCAUGGCGAGGAGCAGAUGAUCAAAUUUUCUCGAGAUCUAUUGAUGUGAGAAAUGAGGUGGAGGAUGAGGAGGCUCUGAUUUGGGCUGCGCUGGAGAAGCUCCCUACUUAUAACAGAGUCAGGAAGGGAGUUAUGGCCAUGGCGGAAGGAGAACUCAAGGAGGUAGAUAUAAGGACCCUGGACUUACAGGAGAGAAGAAACCUGCUUGAGAGAUUGGUUAAAGUUGCAGAAGAAGACCAUGAGAGGUUUCUGCUCAAGCUCAAGAAUCGCAUUGAUAGAGUUGGACUUGAUUUUCCGACCAUCGAGAUGAGAUUUGAGAACCUGAAUAUUGAAGCAGAAGCUUCCGUGGGUAGCAGAAGCUUGCCUUCUUUCUACAAUGCAAUUAUGAACAAAUUGGAGGCCAUUGCCAAUUAUUUGCACAUACUUCCAAACAAGAAGAGGCCAUUCACCAUCCUUCAUAAUCUUAGUGGAAUCAUUAAGGCCCAUAGGAUGACUUUGCUGCUUGGUCCUCCAGGUUCAGGGAAGACAACAGUAUUACUAGCUCUUGCUGGAAAGCUAAGUUCUGAUCUCAAGGUUUCUGGUAAAGUUACCUAUAACGGUCAUGGAAUGGAUGAAUUCGUUCCACAACGUACAGCAGCCUAUAUAAGUCAGCAUGAUCUCCACAUGGGAGAGAUGACAGUGAGAGAAACUCUAAUGUUUUCUGCAAGAUGCCAAGGAGUUGGAUGUCGAUAUGAUAUGCUAACUGAACUUUCAAGAAGAGAAAAGGCAGCAAAUAUCAAACCUGAUCCUGAUAUUGAUGUCUUCAUGAAGGCAACAUCAAUAGAAGGAAAGAAAACUGGAGUAAUCACUGAUUACAUAAUGAAGAUCCUGGGAUUGGAUAUUUGUGCCGAUACAAUGAUAGGAGAUGAAAUGAUAAGAGGUAUUUCUGGAGGACAGAAAAGGCGUGUCACCACAGGUGAGAUGAUUGUUGGGCCAGCACAAGCAUUACUCAUGGAUGAAAUAUCAAAUGGUUUAGACAGCUCCACAACUUACCAGAUAGUAAAAUCACUCAGACAAAUCACUCAUAUUCUAGGUGGGACGACCUUUAUCUCUCUACUCCAACCAGCACCUGAGACCUAUGAGCUCUUUGAUGAUAUCAUCCUCUUAUCAGAUGGGUUAAUUGUGUAUCAAGGUCCUAGAAAAUAUGUGCUUGAAUUCUUCCAGUUGAUGGGUUUCAAUUGUCCUGAGAGGAAGGGUGUUGCUGAUUUUCUACAAGAAGUGACAUCAAAGAAAGAUCAACAACAAUAUUGGAUACAUCAUGAUAAACCAUACAAAUUUGUAUCGGUCGUCGAAUUUGCAGAAGCAUUUCAAUCAUUCCAUGUAGGAAGAGAGCUCACAAAAGACCUAUCUGUUCCGUUUGAUAAGAGCAAGAGCCAUCCGGCAGCUCUAACCACUUCAAAAUAUGGUGUAAGUCAAAUGGAAUUACUAAAAGCUUGUGCAGAGAGAGAAGUGCUACUGCUGAAGCGAAAUUCUUUUGUUUAUGCAUUUCGAUCAGCUAAGGUGUUGGUCAUGACAUUGAUAAUGAUGACCGUCUUUCUGAGGAAUAAAAUGCACCACCGAUCAAUAAACGAUGGAAUUAUUUUUAUGGGAGCUCUUUUCUUUUUAAUUGUUAAUAUAAUGUUUAAUGGAUUCUCCGAGCUCUCGAUGACGAUUGCUAAGCUGCCUGUCUUCUUCAAGCAAAGAGAUUCUCUAUUUUAUCCUUCAUGGACUUAUGCGAUACCAACAUGGAUUGUGAAGAUUCCAUUUUCAGUUGUAGAAGUUGCCAUCUUGGUGAUGAUAAGUUACUAUGUAGUUGGCUGUGAUCCAAAUGUUGGAAGGUUCCUCAAACAAUUUGUUGUAAUUCUUCUAGUUCAUCAGAUGGCCGCAGGGUUAUUUCGUUUUGUUGGUUCAAUUGGGAGGAACAUGUUUAUGGCUGCUGCAUUAUCGUUCUACAUAUUAUUCAUUUUUCUUGUUUUGGGUGGAUUCAUUAUUGCACAUGGUUGUCUCUCUAAACUUAGUUUACUUUUAGUUGUAUUGCAACAUAAAUUUAACAAAUUUGUCUUCUCUUUGGCAGGUGAUAUUAAGAAAUUUUGGAUUUGGGGUUAUUGGAUGUCACCAAUAAUGUACUCCUAUACAGCAAUUUCAGUAAAUGAAUUCCUUGGAAACAGUUGGAGUCAUAAAUUACCUGGAUCAAAUCAAACACUCGGAGUCGCUAUCUUGAAGUCACGAGAUAUGUUUACUGAAGCAAAAUGGUACUGGAUUGGUGUAGUUGCUUUACUUGGAUACGUAUUUGUAUUCAACUUUCUUUUUGCAGUAUCUCUAACCUAUCUCAAACCAAUUAAAAAAGGCCAACCAGCACUAUCUGAGGAGGCCUUGAAGAAAAGACAAAUUAUUGCAACAAACAGGCUUCAGCAUUCAUCAUUUGAAGGAGAAAACUGUAAUCGUCAAACUAGUGCCAGAGAUAAAUCUAUGAGGAUCUCACCACAUGAUUCUAAUCCUACUGAGUUGAAUACAAGGAAACAAAUGGCACUUCCAUUUGUACCACUUUCUCUCACUUUUGACAACAUAAAAUAUUCAGUAGACAUGCCACAAGAAAUGAAAGGAACAGGGGUUGCGGACAAGUUGAUGCUUCUAAAGGGUGUGAGUGGGUGCUUCAGACCAGGAGUUCUUACAGCACUAAUGGGUGUUAGUGGAGCAGGAAAGACAACUCUUAUGGAUGUACUUGCAGGAAGGAAAACUGGAGGAUAUAUAGAGGGAGGUAUUACCAUAUCUGGAUAUCCCAAGAAGCAAGAAACUUUCGCUCGUGUGUCAGGAUAUUGUGAACAAAAUGAUAUCCACUCCCCACAUGUGACAGUUUAUGAAUCUCUUGUUUACUCUGCAUGGCUUCGACUUCCUUCUGAAGUUGAUUCUAAAACAAGAGAAAUGUUCAUUGAAGAGGUUAUGGAGCUUGUAGAGAUGGCAUCUUUAAGGAAUGCACUAGUUGGAUUGCCUGGUGCAAAUGGUUUGUCGACUGAGCAACGCAAGCGACUAACCAUUGCUGUUGAGCUUAUCGCUAAUCCUUCCAUUAUUUUCAUGGAUGAGCCUACCUCUGGACUUGAUGCCAGGGCAGCUGCAAUUGUAAUGAGAACUGUAAGAAACACUGUUGAUACCGGCAGGACAGUUGUGUGCACGAUUCACCAACCUAGCAUUGAUAUUUUUGAAGCUUUUGAUGAGCUAUUUUUGAUGAAAAGAGGAGGCGAAGAGAUAUAUGUGGGACCAUUAGGACAUAACUCUUUUCAUCUCAUAAAUUAUUUUGAGGGGAUCCAAGGGGUAAGUAAGAUUAAAGAUGGUCAUAAUCCUGCAACAUGGAUGUUAGAAGUCACCACCCCAGCUCAAGAAAGUCUACUCGGUAUUAACUUUAGUGAAGUAUACAAGAAGUCUGAAUUAUGUCAGAGAAAUAAAGCAUUAAUCGUCGAAAAUAGUAGACCAUCUCCUGGCUCACAAGAUCUCUCCUUUCCAACUCAAUAUUCUCAGCCUUUCUUGACACAAUGCUUAGCAUGCUUAUGGAAACAACACUUGUCAUAUUGGAGGAACACUUCAUACACUGUGAUGAGGUUUGUCUUCACCAUGAUGAUAGCAGCGAUGCUUGGGACAAUUUUUUGGAACCUUGGGGGUAAAAAAAAGAAACAACAAGACUUGUUCAAUGCAUUGGGUUCAAUGUAUAGUGCUGUUUUAUUCAUUGGAAUAUCAUACUCGAAUGGAGUGCAACCUGUUGUCGCAAUCGAACGUACUGUUUUUUAUAGAGAGAGAGCAGCAGGAAAGUACUCAGCUAUCAGCUUAACUCCCAAUCUGAACAUAGCUUCAAUAAUAGUUGCUGCAUUUUAUAGUAUUUGGAACCUUUUUGGUGGAUUUGUCAUCCCGAGACCGGCAAUGCCUGUUUGGUGGAGGUGGUACUACUGGGCUUGUCCGGUUUCAUGGUCCUUAUAUGGAUUACUUGUUUCUCAGUAUGGAGAUGUGAAUGAAAUGCUUGAAAUAGAUCAAACAGUAGAGGAGUUCUUAAGGUGCUACUUUGGGUUCAAGCAUGAUUUCUUGGGAGUGGUUGCAGUCAUGGUUGUCUUGUUUGCAGCUUUCUUUGCUUUUCUAUUUGGGUUUGCAAUUAAAGUGCUUAACUUCCAAAGAAGAUAAUUGAGUGUUUAAGGAAAAAGAAGAGAUUAAUGAACUAUUCUUGAAUGGUUCCUUCUUGCAAAUCUCCUUUUCUUCAGCACAUUUGUAUCCUUGUUGAUAAAUAAAAUUACAAUAUGAUGUUUGAAUGAAA
Messenger RNA from Phalaenopsis equestris, 4458 nucleotides. Its product is annotated as ABC transporter G family member 35-like. Lineage: Eukaryota; Viridiplantae; Streptophyta; Magnoliopsida; Asparagales; Orchidaceae. The transcript has 21 exons. The record is from RefSeq and is a predicted model, not a curated record. Bases 102 to 4328 code for a protein of 1408 amino acids. Gene Ontology annotation, cellular component: membrane. Gene Ontology annotation, molecular function: ATP binding; ABC-type transporter activity; ATP hydrolysis activity.